This is a messenger RNA of Durusdinium trenchii, 504 nucleotides long. The record is from the annotation of a GenBank genome assembly. Lineage: Eukaryota; Dinophyceae; Suessiales; Symbiodiniaceae.
AUGGCAGAGGAGGUUGGAGAUGAGCAUGUGCGUGAAUUGGUUCGGAAUCUGGAGCUGGAGGCUUUAUUGCCCGAAGGCGGCUUCUUCCGACGAACCCACUAUUCAACAAACCAAGUCGAGACACCGGAUGGACGCGGAAGAGCUUUGAGUGCAAUUCUAUAUUUGAUGCUGAGUGACAAUGUAUCGAAGCUACACAGGCUGAAAGUCGACGAGACAUGGCAUUUCUACAAUGGCUCAGCAGUCAACAUUAUCGAGCUGGAUCAUGAAGUUCCAGGGCAUGCGAGAAUGACUCGCCUGGGCUCCGUGGAAUCUGGCUGUUGCCCCCAACACACCGUGAAAGCAGGAACUUGGUUUGGAGCCUUCCCUGAGGGCAAAUUUGCCUUGGUAGGCUGUACUUGUGGUCCCGCUUUUGAGUUUGAGCACUUCGAAAUGGCGAACGGGAAAUCGCUGCUGGAAACCUACCCAGAGGCCGAGAAGUUCAUCCGACAGCUGUCGCAGGUAUGA